AUGUCAUCAGAGGUAUCAGCUAUUGUUGUAUCUGAUUCGUCGCCUGUUCAUGAAGUUCAUAGUCAGUUAAAAUUAUUAGAACAGAUUGAAGAGAUACCAAAGCUCGUGAGUACAAAAAAUGGGCAGGGAUUAAUUCAAGAAAUUUCUCAUAACUUUUAUGAAUCCGCUACUCCUUCAUCUAUUCAGGAGAAUGAUUUCAUAUACGCAUUGUCUCUUAACUCUUCAGAAAUUUCAUUUAUCUCAG
Molecule: messenger RNA, 244 nt
Organism: Funneliformis caledonium
Lineage: Eukaryota; Fungi; Glomeromycota; Glomeromycetes; Glomerales; Glomeraceae
Source: the annotation of a GenBank genome assembly